CUCUUUGUAUUUUGAUGAUGAUUUAAAACCAUGAUUCAAAAGAGUUUAAUCUAUUUUUGUGCUAAGUGUGCAGGAAAAUUAAUCCAAGGUUUCUAAUCUUUCCCCACGAUUAGAAUUAACUCAUGUUCUCCUUGUUCAGAGUUCUGGGUUCGAACCAAUUUAUUUUGGUUCGAAUCAAUCCUGAACUUUUGUUUUCCGAAAAUGGUUCGAACCAUUAUUUCUGGCUUCGAAGCAAAAAAUUCUGGAAGGGGGUUGAGUGAGUUGAGAUUCAUUUGUGAGGGUUUAAUCUUGCACCCGCAAGCAAGAGGUUGUUCCGGUUUAAUCUUGCACCCGUAAGCAAGAGAUUUCUAGUGGAUUGAACUCUCGAGCAAGGAGGCUUGGGGAGUGGACGUACUCCGGGUUGGAGGAACCACUAUAAAUCGCGGCUUGAUUUUCUCUUCCCUCUCUUGUAUUUUUCUGCACUAUAUUACUCUUGUUUAUUCUGCACAAUAGCUUAUAAAUUGCAGCUUUGAUU
Messenger RNA from Rubroshorea leprosula, 514 nucleotides. NCBI's taxonomy places the organism in Eukaryota, Viridiplantae, Streptophyta, Magnoliopsida, Malvales, Dipterocarpaceae. The record is from the annotation of a GenBank genome assembly.